This is a messenger RNA of Aspergillus pseudotamarii, 309 nucleotides long. RefSeq lists its product as uncharacterized. The record is from RefSeq and is a predicted model, not a curated record. NCBI's taxonomy places the organism in Eukaryota, Fungi, Ascomycota, Eurotiomycetes, Eurotiales, Aspergillaceae. The transcript has a single exon. Bases 1 to 309 code for a protein of 102 amino acids.
AUGCCUGACCUCGCUCCCAAGUCCGAGUUUCCGUGUAGCGGCUUCGGUAAUGCUAGAUGGGUGUUCUGGAGAAAGCGCUGCAAGCACAUUUAUCAUUGUGGAAACGAACAGGUUGCCAAGCUGGCCAGGGGUUGCUUUGAAGAGGCGGUGUUCAAAGGGAUGAGGAUAGGCAUUGAGCUCCCUGGUGAGAAAAUAUAUCUAACCAGGGCGUUUAAAGCUCUUGAUGCGGAGUUUGCCGCACGAGGCAUGCAAGGAAGUGUAAACCCUGAAGACAUCGAGAUUGACAUGGAUUGGGCCGAGGAAGAUUAA